Molecule: messenger RNA, 1059 nt
Organism: Pipistrellus kuhlii (Kuhl's pipistrelle)
Lineage: Eukaryota; Metazoa; Chordata; Mammalia; Chiroptera; Vespertilionidae
Product: N-alpha-acetyltransferase 20-like
Exons: 3
Coding region: 1-633 (210 amino acids)
Biological process (GO): N-terminal peptidyl-methionine acetylation
Cellular component (GO): NatB complex
Molecular function (GO): protein-N-terminal amino-acid acetyltransferase activity
Source: RefSeq, a predicted model, not a curated record
AUGGAGCAGUGGCUAAAACCAAGACUUCCGGCGGGGCAUGCGAAGUCCCGGCGAUUCAGCUUUGGCGGCGGUGGCAUCGGCGGUGGCGGCGGCGUCUUGACCACGCUCCGGGCCUUCACCUGCGAUGACCUGUUCCGCUUCAACGACAUUAACUUGGAUCCACUUACAGAAACUUAUGGGAUUCCUUUCUAUUUACAGUAUCUUGCCCAUUGGCCAGAGUAUUUCAUUGUUGCAGAGGCACCCGGUGGACAGUUAAUGGGCCAUAUUAUGGGUAAAGCAGAAGGCUCCGUUGCUAGGGAAGAAUGGCAUGGGCAUGUCACAGCUCUGUCUGUUUCUCCAGAAUUUCGACGCCUUGAUUUGGCUGCUAAACUUAUGGAGUUGUUAGAGGAAAUUUCAGAAAGAAAAGGUGGAUUUUUUGUUGAUCUCUUUGUAAGAGUAUCUAACCAAGUUGCCGUCAACAUGGACAAGCAGCUGGGCUACAGCGUGUACAGGACGGUCAUCGAGUACUAUUCAGCCAGCAAUGGGGAGCCCGACGAGGAUGCUUACGAUAUAAGAAAAGCACUUUCCAGGGACACUGAGAAGAAAUCCAUCCUACCAUUACCUCAUCCUGUGAGACCUGAAGAUAUUGAAUAACCAUGGGCAGUGGUUCUUAGGUUAAUGCUCCAGAUAUUUUGUGGAUAAUAUUAUUUUCAUUGGAUGACAUUAGACUUCUGUUAGAGAAAAGCACUUAUUUAAAAGUACUUUAAAGACUUCAAGAAAAUAUUUUAAUUCCUUGUUUCCAGGUAGCAUCAUCAUACCUAUUAAAGCUGUCCACUGUAAUAAAAUUCAGUCAGAAAGGCAGCUAAGUCAGAUGGAAACAUUCUAUUAUACUAUCAUAGUUCAUAAUAUUCACUAUAUGCUAGGAGGAAAAAAGCCCCAAUCUCCUCCUAAAUUCUAUGCCUGAGAACCACUGCUGCAUAAAUAUAAUUUUUUUUAUUUGGUAUUGAACUAUUGAUUGAAGCUUUAAAACAAUUUAUGAAAUAUUAAAUCUAAGAUGUAUAAUAAAGUACACUGUUGACU